Meloidogyne enterolobii is the source of this 1347-nucleotide messenger RNA. Lineage: Eukaryota; Metazoa; Nematoda; Chromadorea; Rhabditida; Meloidogynidae. The record is from the annotation of a GenBank genome assembly.
AUGUUUGCUAAUAAAUACAGCAAGCACGACUUCUCCAAGCUACGCAAUGAUGCUUUUUGGGAAUUUCUUUUUUCAAAGCACCCAUUCGAUCAAGUUAGACGAGAAAAUCUUAACAAACUAGUCAGUCUUUUCAACGAGAAAGAAAAUGGCAAAUUUACUUUUAAUACACUCAACAAACUUUACUUUAAAAAUUAUGGAGAAUAUUUAACACCAAGAUUUUUGAGGGAUUUAUUCUGCACUCGAUUAAUGCCAGAAGGUUACGAAUUUGAAGUGUUCCGUUAUUGUGGCCGAAUGUUUAUAUUGCAAGAACCAGACAUCAUUUCACUUACAAUCGAUGAAUCCAGCGAAGAAAAAAAUAUUUUUGUCAGUUCGGCUCCACAAAUCAAUGCGGAAAUCUACAAAAAUUUAAAAAUAGCCGACAAAGUUUUCGAAAUAAUUCCAGAACAGAAAAGAAUGUUAUUGACAGAUGUCAUGAAUAUGUUAAAAACUACAAAAGAAUAUAAUGAAGUAAGAGGAAAGCUGCCUUGUACGCCUACGCCGCAUUUGGAGCCAAUCAAAUUCGCUGGCUUUCUCCAUUUGUAUUGGGAUGAUGUUUUCAAAUUAAUGCCUGACUCUGAAAAUGGCCAGAUUUGGAUUAAACGACAUGUCCUACACCAUCAAAAACCUUCACAGGAGCGUAAAUAUAUGAAGGAGAUAUUGUCAACUCUUCCUCGGUAUCCUAUCCCAUCGGACAUUUUGACUAAACCUCAUGUAGUGCAUGUUCAGGUCAGCAAAUUGCCAACAGAUGGCGUUGGACUUCAACUUCUUGAAUUAAAUGAUGAUUUUCAAUUUGUAAUGAGUGAAUUGAGGCAAUACUACGAUGAAAUUAAAAAAUUAAAACCUGUAGAUGAGAAGGCUAGAAGACUACACCAAAAUGAAACUUUUGAGGGUUGCUGUUGUUUAUAUGCCCAUUUUUCUGAAAAUGGAAUGAGGGAAUUUAGGCGUGGAAUAAUUACUGGACAAAGCAAUGGACUAGCUAUGGUCCAAGAUGCUGAUUUUCCCUGGAUUGGAUUGGUUGAACUCCGCAACUUAUAUCAAAUUCCUCGCCAUCUGGUCGGAAUUCGCCAGACUUGUGUUUAUGGAGUAUUUGGUGGUUUUAACAUGAAGACAGAGAAUGAGAAAGCUUUGUGGGAUGGAAUUUGUCGUGAAAUGUGCAGGCCGGGAGUGCGAAAUGUUGCUACUUUCCAUCGUUUAGCAGAACGGAUUGACUACAGCGGCCGAAAGAAGUAUGCAAUCUACCAAGUGACCAUUCAGGUUAAUGAAAUUGGAAAACUGGCUCCAAUAUUAAGCUUCCCUGGAAGUUUUUGA